This is a messenger RNA of Verticillium alfalfae VaMs.102, 687 nucleotides long. RefSeq lists its product as hypothetical. The transcript has a single exon. The record is from RefSeq and is a predicted model, not a curated record. Lineage: Eukaryota; Fungi; Ascomycota; Sordariomycetes; Glomerellales; Plectosphaerellaceae. Bases 1 to 687 code for a protein of 228 amino acids.
AUGGCUGCCCCAGAUCUGAGCCCGGAUGAGGUCGCACGCAACCGCAUCACCUCACACAUGAACCGCGCCCACUCGCGGGAGCUCUCCCACUACCUCCGCCACUACGCCAACCUAUCCUCGCGCGCCGCCUCCACGCCCUGGCUCAAGGACAUCUCCCUCGACGCCAUGACCAUCGCUGCCGGCGGUCUCGGUGGCCGCGAGUUCGUCAUCCCCUUCUCCCCGCCGCUCGCGUCCCUCGCCGACGCCCGCAGCCGCGUCAUCGCCAUGGACGCCGACGCCCGCAAGGCCCUCGGCAUCCGCGAUGUCUACGUCACGGCCUAUGAGCCCCCGCGCGGCUUCGACAUUGUCGUCUUCGCCGCCGUCGCCGUCUACUUCCUCAGCUACGCCACCCUCGCCUUCGUCAUGCCCGGCACUCCCUUCUGGAGGGUCCUCCAGGCCGUCUUUCCCGGCGGGCCGCGCUCCUACCGCUGGCUCGUCAAGACCAUCUUCUGGCCCGUCCUCGGCAUCCACCUCGGUGAGGUGUGGUGGAUGCACCGCUCCAGACUCGUGCCCCACGGCGUCGACGCCGGGAGCCUGCUCUGGUGGCAGUGGAUCGGCACAACCUUCUUCGAGGGCGCGUGUGCCUUUAUGCGCCUCGACAGUGUCGUCGCCGAGAAGCGAAAGGAAAAGGCUGCGGCGAGUCACUAA